UAAUGAAGCCGUGUAGUUGAAGGCGGCAUCUUGGAACCGGGCAUUUCUUUGGGCGUUUGCGUUAACUGCGUUUUAUGGAGCUCCGGGGACCCGAACCGUAGCUUCUUCUCCUUUCUAGUGUUAUAAACAAACUGAAAGGGCUAGGAACGUGACGCUAGGUUUACCGCGUUUGCACAGAGGAAUCCUCCCUGUCACUUCGGGUUGGUGGGUGCUUUGAGAGGUGCUAACCGCUAUGAACCCACCAGCGAAGGGGUAGUCUGGUUCAGUGUGCGGUGUGUGAAAGCGGAAGACUAGCUAAGAAGGAUUGGGAACAUUUAUGUGCAAUGAGCUGUUCGCUGCCUUUUUCUGUUUUGCUGAUGGGACUGCUGCCAACAAGAACCAUGGCUUGGACUUCAACUGGGAAGACACAUGCUGAACUGAUCAACAAUCUGCAUAAAAAUGGUGUGAUUAAAUCCCAACAUGUUCAUGCUGUGAUGCUGGCUACCGAUAGAGCCCACUAUGCCAGUUAUUUUCCGUAUAUGGAUUCUCCUCAGUCAAUUGGAUUCAAGGCUACUAUCAGCGCACCUCACAUGCAUGCUCAUGCUCUUGAGUUACUGAAGGACCAGCUAGUGGAAGGAGCGAAGGCAUUAGAUGUAGGAUCAGGAAGUGGCUACCUCACUGCUUGUUUUGCUAGGAUGGUAAGCAAAAUACAGCACUUUUAGCAAAAAAAAUUCUCUCUCUUCUUGCUACAGGUGAGAAGGCACAC
This is a messenger RNA of Notechis scutatus (mainland tiger snake), 745 nucleotides long. The record is from RefSeq and is a predicted model, not a curated record. NCBI's taxonomy places the organism in Eukaryota, Metazoa, Chordata, Lepidosauria, Squamata, Elapidae.